Molecule: messenger RNA, 3449 nt
Organism: Achroia grisella
Lineage: Eukaryota; Metazoa; Arthropoda; Insecta; Lepidoptera; Pyralidae
Exons: 3
Coding region: 1-3066 (1021 amino acids)
Molecular function (GO): monooxygenase activity; oxidoreductase activity, acting on paired donors, with incorporation or reduction of molecular oxygen; iron ion binding
Source: RefSeq, a predicted model, not a curated record
AUGUUGAUACAAAUAAUUUUGUUGCUUAUCAUAUCUCUUAUAUAUUUCAUAUAUUUCUAUAAUAUUAAAAAUAGUGAGAGUUAUUGGAAAAGACGCGGUGUUAAAUAUCAUAAAUCAAAGCUCCUUGGUGUUUUCGGUGAAUUUUUCUUCGGGAAACGACCCUUGUUUGAAAUACUAUCAGAUCUAUAUAAAGAGCACCGCAACGAACCAGCAGUGGGCAUAAGUGGCUCUAUUAAACCUACUCUUCUUAUAAUAGAUUCCACUAAUGUUCAACACGUUUUACAACAAGAUUUUCAUUCCUUUAAUCACAGAGGAUUAGAUAUCAAUGAUGGCGACAUUCUCGCAGAUAACAUACUAUUUAUGAACGGCAACAGAUGGAAGCUGAUGAGGCAGAAUAUGACCUCACUCUUCACGAGCUCUAAAUUAAAGAACAUGUACUACAUUUUGGAUAAGAGUGCUGUAGAUUUCAUUGCGUACCUGAAUAAGUAUCCAGAAAAAUUGAAUGAAAAUAUUUUUGAAUUGAUGUCACAAUUCUGCAGUGUUGCUAUAGGAGCAUCUGUGUUUGGAGUCACAAGUGAAUCUGUUUUUGAGUCACCAAUACUGAAUACUACAAAAAUACUCUUUCAACAGAAUUUGAAGACCAAUAUGAAGUUCACGGUCCUGAACAUUAGUCCAUGGCUAGGAAAGAUUCUUGGUUUAAAAUUGUUUGGAGAGUUCGAGGACUUCUUUAUCGGUGCUAUAAAGAAAAUUAUUCGUCAACGAGAACAAGAGAAUGUGGAGAAGCAUGAUUUCGCCGAUAAAGCUGUGAGUUUGCAAAAAAAAGGUACGAUGAGAGAUCGCGAUACAGGACUUGAAUUAGAACCGACUGAUGAAUUGCUCGCAGCACAAGCUUUCUUUUUCUUUAAUGCUGGAGUUGAACCGAGCGCUACAGGUAUUUAUGCUGUAUUAUUUGAACUCGGUAGGAAUCCCAAACAUCUCCAACAAGUUCACGAAGAAAUAGAUGCUAGUUAUAAAAAACAUAACGGAAAAUUCACUUACGAAGCAGUAAUGGAAAUGGAACAUUUGGAAAAUGUGUUAUCUGAAGCUUUGAGACUACAUCCUCCAAUUGGAUUUUUAACUAGAAGAUGUGUACGUGAUACAGUACUGCCUGUAGGCAAUGUACCCGUCGAGAAAGAUACCAACAUAUUUACUCCUAUAUUUGAUAUACAUUACGAUCCUGAGAUCUAUCCCAAUCCUACAGUGUUCGAUCCAGACAGAUUUGCAAAUGACUCAUCUCUAGUUAAUAGCAGUUUGUACAUGCCUUUUGGCAAAGGAAAUAGACUAUGCGUUGGUGUUAGGUAUGCACGACUUCAAGUUAAAUCUGGACUGAUACAUAUACUUCGUCACUACACAGUUAAAUCAAAAGUUCUUGGUGAUAAAAUUACAUAUAAGAAGGCACAAGUUCAAUUGAGACCAGAUAAUUUGGAUAUCAAACUUAUACCCAGAACUAAUAGUAGUUGUAUAAGUGACUACGAUACAAAUAUCGACAUUUUUAUCUUUAUUUCACAAACAGUGGACAUAAACAAAAUGUUACUUUAUAUAUUGUUAUUAAUUGUGAUUUUUAUUCCAUUAUUCUUUUAUUAUAUCAACAAAAGCAAUGUGAAUUAUUGGAAGAGACGCGGGCUCAAAUUACAGGACACUUACAACUAUUUCGGGAUUACUGGGGAGUUCCUAACCAGUGAUCGACCAAUUUUCGUCAUCUUAUCGGAAUUUUAUAAGAAGUAUCGCAAGGAACCAGCAGUAGGCGUGAGUACUCUUUUCCGGCCAGCUGUUUUAAUAAUAGACCCUGCUAAUAUUCAACAUGUACUGCAAACGGAUUUUCAAUCGUUCUCUGACAGAGGCUUUGAAGUAAAUAAGAAUGAUCAUCUUGCAGACAAUUUGUUAUUCAUGACUGGCAACAGAUGGAAGUUGAUGAGACAAAACAUGACUUCUCUCUUCACAAGCGCUAAAUUAAAGAACAUGUACUACAUAAUGGACAAGAGUGCCAAUGACUUUAUAAAUUAUUUAAAUAAAAAUAAAGCGAAGUGGAAUGGAAAGGAAACCUAUGAAUUGAUGUUGCAAUUCUGCAGUGCCGCUGUGGGAGCUUCUGUUUUUGGAAUCGUGACUGAGUCCGUAUUCGACUCACCAUUUUUAGAAAUCGGCAAAAAGGCUUUCCAAGCUACCUUAAAGAUUAAUCUUAAAUUUAUUGUAUUUAGCAUUAGUCCGUGGCUAGGGAAAAAGCUUAAUAUAAAAAUUUUCGGAGAAUACGAAGAAUUUUUCAUAGGUGCUAUUAAGAAGAUUAUUCGUUUAAGAGAACAAGAAAAUGUGCACAAACAUGAUUUUGCCGAUAAAGCUGUAAGUUUGCAAAAACAAGGCACAAUGGUAGAUCGUGAAACUGGGCUUACAUUAGAACCCACUGAUGAACUUCUUGCAGGCCAAGCGUUCUUUUUCUUUAAUGCGGGCGUAGAACCAAGUGCUACUGCAGCUUUAGGUGCUUUAUUUGAAUUAGGAAAAAGUCCCGCACACCUAAAAAGAGUUCAAGAUGAAAUAGACGCUACAUUUGAAAAGUACGACGGAAAAUUAACUUAUGAAGCUGUAAUGGAAAUGGAAUAUUUAGAAAAAGUAUUAACCGAAAGUUUGAGAAUGCAUCCACCAAUCGGAUUUUUAAGUAGGCAAUGUGUAAGGGAUUCGGUUUUACCUGUGGGUAAUGUACUCAUCGAGAAAGGCACUGCCGUAUUUGUUCCUGUGUACGAUCUUCAUUAUGAUCCUGUAUAUUACAAAAAUCCUACUGUAUUCGAUCCAGAUAGGUUUGUUAACGAAGAAAUUAGUAAUAACAGUUUUUUGUCAUUUGGUAAAGGAAACAGAAUAUGCAUUGGAGUGAGAUACGCUCGACUUCAGGUAAAGACUGGCUUGAUAUAUUUACUUCGUAACUUUUCAGUAAAAUCUUCUAUUGAUGGAGAUAAGAUUAAUUAUCGUAAAGAUCAAGUUCAAGUGAGGCCAACAAAUUUGAACGUUCAGCUCAUACCUAGAAAUUUAAAAAGUAAUUAAAUAUUAUUUUUAACAAGUACAUAAUUUUGUAAUAAAAGUACACAUUUAAAAAAAUACACAAAGCAUAUGGGUAUUUAUGUUUAUCUUGAUAACUAUGAUUCCUUAAGACUUAACUAAUAUGAAGAUCUCUACGAUGUAUUUAGUGACUAUUCUUCAAUAAAUGUAUAAUAAUUUUGAUUUUUUCAAGCUACAAGGAAUUGACAAGAAACUUAAUUUACCUCUCUAUAUUUAUUUCUAAUUAUUUUAGAAUAUGUUUGUAUGUUGUUUACUUAAUCGAAUCCUUUCAGCCAAUUAAUUAAUUAUUGUUAUUCGUUAUGAGGUUGCAGCAACUCCUUUUCUCCCAAGUUGAAAUGUUAAAUUAAAAAAGAACUGUAUUAUUUUUA